ACUAGUUCAGCAAAGACUUUCCAACUUGUCCGUUAAUGAGCUCUGAGCUAUAAUUCCACAGGUACGAGAUCCACCUGAGUAACAGAGAGCAUACAGGUUUAGAUGUGCAGCAGGGUCAGGUGGGGCGUUCAGCAGCUCGACUGGUCCGUGUAGGAUUGCUCUAAAGACCUGGACUGAGGCAAGAACUCACUCAUCUCCUUCCAACAAGCCAUGUGCUACACCUGAACCAUUCAGUAACCUGAUGGAUCCUGUAGUUCGCAGGGGAGGGCUGCCAUUCCAUUUUUGUUCCCUAUUCUUCUGUUUUGUUAGACUAAGAAGCUUCCUGGUGGAGCUGAGAUCAUCUGUAAUCAAAAGGAGACAAGGAAGGAUCCACAAGCAGGAUUGGCAGGCAAGAGACAGAUCGCUGGAUCUAAACUCUCCAUCUACACGGAUCCAUGCUGACCGGCUGUUUAGAUGUUUGGACAAGAAUUAGCGUCUGACUUCCUGAAAGUGAAGUGACUGAAUCUUUGGAUGCGGAGUGACUGGUUCUUACAGGCUGUUUAAAUCCUGACUGGUUCAUAGAAGGAAUACUCACGGUUUAAGGCAAGUCCAUCAUCACCAUCGCUGACUGUGGCAGUGUUAGCAGUAAUUACAGCAGUUUUCUUACUGUAAAUAUUCUGAUAUCUCUCUGAUGGCUGGAAUCUUCCUUCUUCUGUCCAGAUGUUGACCACCUUUGUGCUCCUCUUGUCAUUGCUGCUCUUCUCUCUUUCUGCGUCCUCUCCUCUUGCAAAGGAUCAGUCAGUGUGUUCCAGGACUUUCUGCGGUGCAGGCAGAGAGUGUGUAUCGACUGACCGAGGAGAACCAGUGUGUCGCUGUUUGGAGCAGUGUGACGAGUCAGAGCAUUGGGUGUGUGGCAGUAAUGGCAAAUCCUACAGGAAUCACUGUGAGCUGCACAGAGACGCCUGCAUCUCUCAGACUAAGGUACACGUGGAGCGCCGAGGACACUGUGUGGAGAAACUGACAAAGACAGACGUGAGUCCCAUCGUUUGUUUCCUGUCUGAUCGUGAUUGGCUGAGAGAGAGAGUGAUCCAGUGGAUUCAGAUAGAAGUGGAAUCGGAUCAUCUGACCUUUAACUUGUCAUCAGCCACUGACGUCCUGCAGAUGUAUUUCCAGACAUACGAUAACGGGGAUUAUCAGCUGGAUUCUAAAGAGUUCCUGCGCUUCUUGAAACACAAUGACACGGCUCUCAAUCUCACCUUCUCUGAUUCUCUGGAAACUAACCAGCUACUCAGGUCGCUGUGUGUCGAUGCUUUGAUUGAGCUGUCAGAUGAAAAUGCCGACUGGAAGCUGAGUUUAACCGAGUUCAUCAACUGUCUGACACCCACCUACCAUCCUCCAGAAAGAAAGUGUGCUCUGGAGGACGAAGUGUUUGAGGACGGUGCUGAAACUCAGAUGGAGUGCAACAGGUGUGUGUGCGCUUGUGGAAACUGGGUCUGCACAGCUUUAACCUGCAACGGGGAGCAUCAGGUAAAAGAGGAUGUUCAGGUUGGAGAAGAAGAAGAAGAAAUGACAGAGGAGGAGUGGAGCAGGAGAGUGGCUGAACUCAAUGCUUUGCAGGAAAACUUCACCCUCUGAUGCCUGAAGCCACGCCCACGGAACAGCAACAGCCAAUCAGCAAAUAAGUUUUCUUAAACUCAAUAAAACCAUCUCAUAGUUUUAGUUUGGUACGACCACAAACUCCAACAGUUAGUAGCGUUGUUACUCUGCUUCAAGCAAGUUACUUAAUUUCUCAUUUUCAGAAUAUUUAGAUUCACAGAUUUUAUUAUUUUUAUUUAUUGUUUUUAGUUGUUCUAUUUCAGGACUGGACUUUGGUAUUUUUGUGUCUCCUACUUUGUAAUGAUUGUGAUUUUUCCACACUUACAUUUUCUUUAAAUUUUAUUCAAUAUUUAAGCAUUCACAAGCAAACGCGUUGCAAAUUA
Messenger RNA from Melanotaenia boesemani (Boeseman's rainbowfish), 1958 nucleotides. RefSeq names its product follistatin-related protein 1-like. Gene Ontology annotation, molecular function: protein binding. NCBI's taxonomy places the organism in Eukaryota, Metazoa, Chordata, Actinopteri, Atheriniformes, Melanotaeniidae. The transcript has 13 exons. Bases 700 to 1614 code for a protein of 304 amino acids. The record is from RefSeq and is a predicted model, not a curated record. Gene Ontology annotation, biological process: cell differentiation; multicellular organism development; regulation of BMP signaling pathway.